This is a messenger RNA of Macaca mulatta (Rhesus monkey), 3258 nucleotides long. It is a transcript of the gene CASP14, whose product is annotated as caspase 14. Gene Ontology annotation, biological process: positive regulation of neuron apoptotic process; proteolysis. The record is from RefSeq and is a predicted model, not a curated record. Gene Ontology annotation, molecular function: cysteine-type endopeptidase activity. Lineage: Eukaryota; Metazoa; Chordata; Mammalia; Primates; Cercopithecidae. Gene Ontology annotation, cellular component: cytosol; cytoplasm.
ACACCACAGCUGUGCCAAGGGUGUGUCCUGAGGUUUCUUGGGUGAUAGAAAACUCACUGGCAAUAAAGGGCCAGAUGAUUGUGCCACCCAAUUCAUAGACCAGGCCUCUCAGGAGAAACCCCGGGAGAUUCCACACUGUCAGCCCCUUCUCCAAGAUUAGCACGUGGGCCUGACUCCUCCUCGGUGCCCAGCUCUGUACUGGCAACUAGCAGAGUAGCGAGCUUGAACUUGGCCUUGAGGAACAGCUGCCUCUAGAGUCGGAUCAGACAAGGGUGCUGAGAGCUGGGGCUCACAACCAAAGGAGAAAUGAGCAAUCUGCGGUCUUCGGAGGAGGAGAAAUAUGAUAUGUCAGGUGCCCGCCUGGCCCUAACACUGUGUGUCACCAAAGCCCGGGAAGGUUUCGAAGAAGACCUGGAUGCUCUGGAAUACAUGUUUCGGCAGCUGAGAUUCGAAAGCACCAUGAAAAGAGACCCCACUGCCCAGCAAUUCCAGGAAGAGCUGGAAAAAUUCCAGCAGGCCAUCGAUUCCCGGGAAGAUCCCAUCAGUUGUGCCUUCGUGGUUCUCAUGGCUCACGGGAGGGAAGGCUUCCUCAAGGGAGAAGAUGGGGAGAUGGUCAAGCUGGACAAUCUCUUCGAGGCCCUGAACAACAAGAACUGCCAGGCCCUGCGAGCCAAGCCCAAGGUGUACAUCAUACAGGCCUGUCGAGGAGAACAAAAGGAUCCUGGUGAAACAGUAGGUGGAGAUGAGAUUGUGAUGGUCACCAAAGACAGCCCCCAACCAUCCCAACGUACACAGAUGCCCUGCACGUCUACUCCACGGUGGAGGGAUACAUCGCCUACCGACAUGAUCAGAAAGGCUCGUGCUUUAUCCAGACCCUGGUGGAUGUGUUCACGAAGGGCAAAGGACAUAUCUUGGAGCUCCUGACAGAGGUGACCCGGCGGAUGGCAGAAGCAGAGAUGGUUCAGGAAGGACAAGCAAAGAAAACGAACCCUGAAAUCCAAAGCACCCUCCGGAAACGGCUGUAUCUGCAGUAGAAGUAGAAAGACAGGGAGGAGCUUUCAUUCUAGCACUCUUUCUGUCUCACCGAAAUUUAGAGGCAGCUCUUACCACUCCCUAAGAUCUUCUCUUCCUAAGGCUAAAUGGCACCCAGUUUCUUUUUCAUCACACCCCUCAUGCAGGUCCCCCUGUCCUUCUUAGAGCAAGCCAGCCAGAACUUAGCACAAGGCAUAGUGGUAACAUUAACAUCACCUCCCUCAGGCUGGACUUUCUAUCUUUAUUAAUGCAACCUAAGAGACCUAAGAGUGCAUUCACUUUUCCCACUUUCUGUUCCUGUGGUCUUCUUUCUUCCUCCCAAAGCAGAAACUGGAUAGCGCUGAAGAUUUUCCACGGACAAACCAAUGCCCACUCAAUCCCUCCUACCCCAGUCCAACCUCUGCUGGCUCCUGCAUCUCACUUGGAGAUAAAACCUCCUCCUGAGGCCAGUGCAUUCCCAACUUCCAGUUCCCUCCUUUACCCUGGAGAAUUAGUAAGGCAAGAACCAUUCUUUCUCUCCAAAACCAUUCCUCCUUGGCUAGCAAGUUGGUGUCCUAACUCCACUCUCUUCCUAGCUCAUGGCCUCUCUAGAUAACGAAGUUGUCUCCGCCUUUCUGGAUCUCUUCCUCCUAACACCCCUCCCCCUGAAACCCUGGAUUCUGCCCUCUCUCCAAUGAAAUCCACCCAUUCAACUAUUCUUGCAUUCAACUACUCUGAAUGAGAGCGUGUUGGAGCUAUGGCAAAUUCCCUGUUGUCAGCUUGCUAUUUUGCAGACAGCAUUAUAUUUAACCUCUCCUAACCAGAGAGGCUAAAUAAUUUGUCAAAUGCAAUACAGUAAGACAGAGGCAAGGACGAGGUUUGACUUCCAGCCCAGCCUCCUUUCCACAACCUGCUAAGUCUUGAUCCAUCUGAAAACUUUUCUAAUUAGUGAAGAUGCCUAAUAAAAAUUUUCCCUACCUCCAAGGUAGGAGCUUUCUGGAAGUUUCUAGGAAUUCUCAAUAACCACCAGCCAAGGUUACCUCCAGGUAACCUUGCAGCACCAGGCUGGAAGUCAGAUCGGCUUCACUGUCCUCCAACUCUACAGCCUGUAUCUCCCCAUCCCCAGCUUUGACCUUUCCUGCUCAAAUAAACUAUGGGUACAUCCAGCAUCACUGAAAACUCAGGGCUAAGGAUGAACCCUUUCUUCCUGGUUACUCCUCCAAGCGUUCCCUGGUAUCCUCAACCUCAGAUCCCAGGUUCGAUUUCUGCAGUUAAUCUAUGACCCCUCUCUUUCUGCAUCCUUCAUAUGCCACCAGACACCAUGACCAGUCCAGCUUGAUUUUCAAACAACUUUCAUGCUGGUCUUCUCUUCCCUGACGUGUUACUGUGCAGGCUCGAGUCCUCAUCUUCUCGUAUCUGCAUCUUUGCAACCAACUUCCUCCCUUGCCUCUCUGCUUUUCCAUCUCACUUUUCAUGUGUCCUUCAUACCAUCUAUAACAGUCAUCUCCCUGGAACACUCAAGAAGACACAACAUACCCUAUGAUUUAAAGACCAGGGUACUGGACUCAGUGUCUCACACCUGUAAUCCCAACUUUGAGAGUCUAAAGUGGGAGGAUCACUUGAGGCCAGGAUUUAAGAGACCAGCCUGGGCAAUACAGCAAGACCCCAUCUCUACCAAAAGUAAUAAUAAUAAUUAGCUGGGUAUGGUGCCACAUGCCUGUAGCCCAGCUACUCAGGAGGCUGAGGUGAGAGGAUCACUUGAGUCCAGGAGUUUGAGGCUGCAAGGAGCUAUGAUCAUGCCGCUGCAUCCCAGCUCUGGGUGAGAGAGUGAGAUCCGGUCUCCAAAAUAAAUAAAUCAAUCAAAUAAAGACCAAAGUCAAACCACACAUCAGGAUCUCUCACACCCUUCCAAUUUUGCCAUCUACCAGCACUUAGCUAAACUCAUCUCCCAUCUCUUCCACCAUGACGUCACUCUUUCAACAAGGCUAAUGUCCUCUUACUCACCCUUGCCUCUAAGCCUUUGCUAUCACCAUUUCCCACAAACUGGAGGGCCCUCUCUCUCUCUUUACCCCUCUUCCACUACCUCCCACCCCUACUUUUUCCAGAAAGCCAUUUCCUCUCUUUUUUCUGAUUGGUCCUGCCCUCUCACCCAGGAUUAUAUGCUGGAAAUGACCACUUCUGGAGGGCAAGGAACAAGCCCUUGAUCUGCAUAAUGAGUGUUCAAUAAACAGUUGUCAAACUUUGAAA